AUGAAGACCUUCUGCCCUACUACACAGUUUAAGAAUGAAAUAGUGAAGGCUGGACUAGUUAUCAACAACAAAUUCGUCCCAAGCCAGAACUCCUCGACUCUGGAUAUCCACAAUCCGUACUCGGCGAAGUUCAGUACAGGCCCAACACACUUCUAUAACAUCCUUCGCAGCAGUCACUCAUCCAAUGCAAAGACCCUGAACAACAAUCCAGGCAGGAUUUGUUUCAUGUAUCAUGCUGUGCUCGCUUCGGGGUUUUGGGCGAUCGAUGUCGCAGAUGCGCACCCGGACGCUGCAGUCAUCGGAAGAACUUACCAGAGGCCAAUUCACCCGGAUUAUGUAUUUCCAAAUCGCCGGCUCGAGAUUGCGGAUGCCGAUGAGGAAUGGAUGUUUCCGUAG
This is a messenger RNA of Cladophialophora psammophila CBS 110553, 396 nucleotides long. RefSeq lists its product as uncharacterized. Lineage: Eukaryota; Fungi; Ascomycota; Eurotiomycetes; Chaetothyriales; Herpotrichiellaceae. The transcript is spliced from 2 exons. Bases 1 to 396 code for a protein of 131 amino acids. The record is from RefSeq and is a predicted model, not a curated record.